CGAUCGCCAAGUAUAAAGAGCGGCCCGAUUUUCAAUUGGUUUGGUUCAUGAACUUCAGAAAGGAGAAAGAAGCAUCUUUAGAAAUAUACCAAUAUGGCGGUAGCGAGAGAGACAACUCCUCUCAUCGAAGAUUUUAAUCGCCAAAGUUAUGGCGAUUUUCGAAGUCGGAGUCCCAUCGUCACAACGCCUUUCGCCGGCGAAGGCCGCAACCACGCCUCGACCCAAACCUCAGACACCACCAUCUCAAUUCAUCCAGACACCAACACCCUCAAUGUGAGGAAUCUUACCUGUUCCGUCAAAGAGACACCAACUGGCUGGUGGAAGCGAAAGUGUGCGUGUAUGAGCAGGUCUCGACGCGUGAUCUUGGAUAACGUCUCGAUGAGGUUGAGAAGCGGGCAGUUGACGGCAGUUUUAGGAACUUCAGGAAGUGGCAAGACGUCCCUCCUGGAUAUCAUAUCAUGUCGCACUCCCGGGAAAGCCAAAGUAACCGGGGACGUCCUCCUCCGGAAUACACGGAUGACUCAGACAAUGGUGAAGGAGCACAUUAGUUACGUCAUGCAGGCAGAUCGUCUGCUUCCAAACCUGACAGUCAAAGAGACGCUCACCUACAUCGCUAUGCUGAAAUUCGCGGCUGGGAUCCCUGGUUUCAAUAUUGAACUGCAAGUGAUGCGUGUAAUCAACGAGAUGGGCCUCCGUCAUGUCGCAGACAGUCGCAUUGGGGGUGUCAUCUCGAGAGGUAUAUCGGGAGGUGAGAAGAGAAGGGUAACCAUUGCUGCACAGUUACUUCAGGAUCCAAGGAUUCUCCUGCUGGAUGAGCCAACAUCGGGCCUGGACAGCUUCACUGCUCACCACCUCGUCCAUAGGUUGUCCUCGCUAGCUAAGAAGAACAAGAUUGUGCUGAUGACCAUCCACCAGCCGAGGUCGGACAUAUUCAAGCUGAUCGACCAGGUGGUCAUACUGUCCAUGGGGAAGGUGGUCUACUGCGGCGCGGCUUCGGAGAUGGUGGGGUACUUCAAGUCGUUUGGCUACCCCUGUCCAAGGAGGGCAAACCCUCUUGACCAUUACGUUGAUCUUGCGAGCAUAGAUCGACGGACCGGACACAGGGAGACCGAAACGAUGCAGACGUUGGAAAUCCUGGUGCAGACGUUCUCAAAAUCUAGCAUCGACAAGGAAACCACUGAUCAAAUUGAAGAGGAAGUGACCCAGACUUCGGAUGAGGAGGGUCUGGCGACAGGUGGUUACUCAUUAACUUUUAGUCGACGGACGCCCGAUUGGUUCUCCACUAUGCUCACUUUACUAAGGAGGAUGACGUUAAACCUGACAAGAGACCGCACUUCAUUCGCCAUGAGGAAUGGACAGUUGGCAAUCUUCAGUCUAUUCAUAUUCCUGUUCAUUGGGCACUUGAAGGACACACAGGAGAGCAUCCAAGACAGGACUGGCAUCUUUUACGAGACCGUCCAAGUCCCUCCAUACGCUGCAUUGCUCAAUGCGGUCUCAUUGUUCACACAGCUUCGUGAUCUUUACUACCGUGAAUCUCGAGAUGGUCUCUACACCAGCAGUCCAUUCCUGGUCGCUUACUUCAUUCACAUCCUACCAUUCAGCUUGAUUGUCUCCGUUCUCUUCUCUACAAUUACGUACUGGUCGAUAGGGCUCUACCCAAGCCUGAACAGAUUCGGCAUCUACUUGGCCGUGGUCUUUAUCUUACACUAUGCUUCCGAACUGCUGGCAGUGACAAUACUGGCCAUCUUCCACAAUGAGCAGAUUGUGGCUUCGAUUGUGUCCCUGAUCUUCGUCGCCUCUGGUCUUAUUGCAUCUGGAUACCUCAGGAGCACGGAGUCAAUGCUGCAGAUAUUUCGGUGGAUGAGCUGGGGAACUCUACACAAGUAUUCCAGUGAGAUUGUUGUAGCGAAUGAAUACCAUGGGUUAAAUCUAACAUGUGACAAGUUGGACAAGGCAUUGCCCUGCAUUUUCACCAAUGGAGACAUCUACCUGGACAUGUUCUAUCCAGAAUCAGUGGACCACAUCAAUGUUGACUUCUACGCACUUGGACUCUUUACAAUAGGCCUGGGAUUACUAGCAAUGAUAGCUUUCAAGAUCAGGCAAACACCAGACCUUAACUGAACAGAAGUCUUCAUCUCUACCACCCAGUAGUAGACACAAAUAGUUACAAAGCAUGGUAGACAACACUUGGUGCUGAUUCUUAUCAAGAACUGUUUAUUAGUUCUUGUUGUUAAAGGAAUUGAUAUGGAACCGUCAUUUCGGCCAAAACCUUGGCUGCCGCCUCAUUUUGGCAACAUAUUAGCUCCAUCAAACCAAUACCUCCAGUUUGGGAUCAAUUCCCUAAUCAUACUGGUGCCCUCAUGCAAACAUGAAACAUGUAAAAAGCACUGAUUUUAAUGUGUAAAUAGUCCCUUUAUUUAUGUACAAAACAUGCACCUAUACAGAUAUAAUGUGGGAAUGGAAAUUAGCAAAUGUAAUAGGCUUAAUAAUACUGUACGUCACAUGAUUGCAAU
Messenger RNA from Lineus longissimus, 2513 nucleotides. RefSeq names its product ATP-binding cassette sub-family G member 5-like. Lineage: Eukaryota; Metazoa; Nemertea; Pilidiophora; Heteronemertea; Lineidae. Gene Ontology annotation, cellular component: ATP-binding cassette (ABC) transporter complex; apical plasma membrane; plasma membrane. The transcript is spliced from 11 exons. Bases 94 to 2121 code for a protein of 675 amino acids. Gene Ontology annotation, molecular function: ABC-type transporter activity; ATP hydrolysis activity; ATP binding. Gene Ontology annotation, biological process: transmembrane transport; cholesterol homeostasis; cholesterol efflux. The record is from RefSeq and is a predicted model, not a curated record.